CGAUAAUCUAUUAACCUGUAGGUCGAUAAGGUAAUAUUAUAAACCGCCCGCCCCUUCCCUGUGAGCCCUCUCACGCACGCACAUGUGUCCUCGGGCACGCGUACGCAUCAUGUCGCCCUCACAGCCCUGGCUUUGCCGCCUGCCCCCACCCCUUCACCGCUAUUCGUCAAUGCUCACUGCCUGGCUGACUUUAACCCAUAGGCGCCCAUAGGAAACACCUUGGCCCCGUAGAGGGGAACCGCUGGAAAUGGAACACGCUGCGUGAUAGUGAAGCCUCGGGCCUGGAUACGGAAAAUGGAGGAGUGUAUCUGUCGACCCAGCGCCCGCUAGUCCGGCGGUGGCAACAGUUCAACAGAGUGAGAUCCUCAAGAUGGGUAGAGGGAGGUCUAUGGGUUGGCCGGGUGUUUUAAUGGGUGGGAUACAUCAGGUGUCAGAGAGGCAGUGCUGCCGCCCCACUCCUCCCUGAAAGGAGGGAAUGGAGUGUACGGGAGGGGUGCCAGGAGUGUGCCUAAGAAACAGUCAGUCUGAAGGAGGACCGGGUCUGCGGCCGCUGCCGCGCUUGCCGACCUCAGGCAACCACCUGCCGUGAGUCUUCCAUAUCGCUACGAUUUUCUUUGCUUUGAAUGUGACCUUUCUGCUACUGAGCUCUUCUCAUUUCAACUGAGUUAAUGACUCCUCCAUAAGUAGCCCGGCUUUAUGGGACUGCCAGUCAGCCGAGUGCCACCCCCGCCUGUGGGCCUGUGAGACACUUGUCAGGUGUUUCACCAGCGAGUGUUUCGUCCUACAGUUCAGCUGCUGGGUGCGGGUUUAGUACAUGCUUUAUGCCACCUGCUUCUUUAUUACUGGAAUGGUCCGUGUGUGGAGCUUAGCAGGGGCCCCAAGAAGUUUGUGAUCAGAGGCCUCGUCUUUAAAAAAUGGUUCGAUUCAGUCUGCGGCCCGUCUGCUAUCUUACAGCUUUAGCCACAAGUUUCAAUAGGCAGUGCUUCUGUAGUUCACAAAAGCUGCAGGGACGCCUGUUGGUCAUCCAGUGAUGGCGAUUAUUACUUGUUUCCAUGAUAUUAGUACACAUUGCAUUUUACAUAAAUACCUAUAAACAAGGGUGACUGUCAUGAAAGCUGUGUGGAAAAAAAAAACUUUAAGGUGGACAGGGGUGUGAGUGUAAUUAUUUUGUUUGUUUGCAACAUUAGGCCCAUUCUUGUGUCCCUUCUAGUGCAGAGCACUAACCUUUAAAAUUAGUGUUUAAAACUUUUUUUUACUUCAGCCAUACAACUUCAAAAAAGAAUGAUUUUUUUUUUGGGGGGGGGAGAGACGCACAGGCAAGCUGUGUAUCAUGUUUUUGCUCUGCCCCUUUUGUUGUAAUCUCUUCCUUUUAGAGGAAGGGGAUGGGGGUUCACGCACCUUCCAGCUGCUAUUUCCUUGUUUGCAGGGUUACAGACACACAACCUCAUUCAAAGAAGCUGCUUUUGUUAUUUGAUAUGUUUGUUGCUAGACCUUUUAUUAAAAGAAUAUUCUAACAAGAGAACAUUAUUGUUGUAUAGUUUUUGAUAUAUUGUUUCUGUAAAAUAAGCAUCCCUUUUACUUUUCCCCUUUCCUUGCUCAAUAAACAAUUUUUUUAAUGGCAUGUUUACAUAUGUAGAUGGUUGGUGAUUAAGUGGUUGUUUUUGCAAAAUUCAAUUUUAGACAUUUCUGCUUCAUUCAAUAUUGAGUGUCUCAAUUCGCCUGUUAAACUACUGCGUUAUUUGUAUAUUAGUUAUAUAUUUAUAUAUAUAUAUUCAGUGUUUGUAAGAAGCGCACACACACGCCUAUCAACUGCAUGAGGUUGCAGGGAUGUUUCAUCAGCUGUUUGUAAGAUACAUUUCUUGCACAUUGUGUAUACACAGCUUUGCCAUAAAUCCUGACUUAGAUAUCACUAUUUAUGUAGCAUUUUGCCUGAUUUGAAAUUUAGUAGCCAAAUAUAUUGCAUGCUACAUUUUGGUUUAAAAUUCAGUACCCAUAAGUCCAGUUAAAAAAAAAAAAAUGUAAAUUGCACAAAUGUUGUUACAUGAAUAGUUCAGACAUAUUUUGUUAUUGUUGUUGACAUUAAACAUAGAAUGACCAGUAAAAAACAUGUAUUUACUAUAUGCCCGGGUUGUCCAGCCUGCUUUGCUAUGAGCAAAGUGAUACAAUAUAAUGAAAUCUUUCAUCAGAUGCAUGUUACAUGUUUGAAGUAUCUGCAUGUCUUAAAAGCAGAGUGGCGUGGGAUUGCGCACCUUAUAUUUAAAACUGUCAGGGAUAGUGUGAAGUUGUUAGACAAUUCCAUAAUUAUAAUAGCCCAUAUGCUAAGUUUUUAUGUGAAGAAAGUUUAGAGAAAAGAAAACUUUGAAGCUUUUUGUUUAUACUAACAGAAGAGAAAAGUUCUCCCAAGAAAAAGCUGGUGGCAGGAGUGUAGAGGAGUAGCAUAUGGCAUUAAAAGGAGCACAGCUGGAGGUAGCAUUUCCAUCUGAACAUGAUGUCAGAGCAGCUGACAGCUUGCCAUCCCUCAGCCUUUUAUUCUAACACACAGACAGGGAGUUAGUGUGUGCCGAGCUGUGUUGGGAGAAGGUUAUGAGGACAGUAUGGAGUUUCCAGAACACAGCAGACACUUGCUACAGUGUUUGAGUGAGCAGAGACAUCAAGGUUUCCUUUGCGACUGCACUGUUCUUGUUGGAGAUGCCCACUUUCGAGCACACAGAGCUGUCCUGGCUUCAUGCAGCAUGUAUUUCCACCUCUUUUACAAGGAUCAGUUAGACAAAAGAGACAUUGUUCAUUUGAACAGCGACAUUGUUACAGCUCCAGCCUUUGCUCUUCUUCUUGAAUUCAUGUAUGAAGGGAAACUCCAAUUUAAAGAUCUACCCAUUGAGGAUGUGCUUGCAGCUGCCAGCUAUCUCCACAUGUAUGACAUUGUGAAAGUCUGUAAAAAGAAGCUUAAAGAGAAAGCUACCACAGAGGCAGACAGCACUAAAAAGGAGGAAGAUGCCUCAAGUUGUUCAGACAAAAUAGAGUGUCUUUCAGAUGGUAGUAGUCACAUGGCAGGUGAUCUGCCAAGUGAUGAAGAUGAUGUUGAAGAGGAAAAAAUAAACAUUCUUCCUGGUAAAACUGAUUUGGCAACUGAAUCUGGGAACAUGUGGAUAAGAUUGCCCUCAGAUUCUGCAAGCAUUCCCCAGACUGGCGGAGAGGCUGAAACACACACAGCAGCAGCUGGAAAAACAGCAGACAGCCCCUGCAGCUCAACAGGAUCUUUGUCCCAUAGGUCUGCCACCUCCAUGAGAGACUCGGCAGAUGUGGACUGUGUGCUGGACCUCUCUGUGAAGUCCAGUCUUUCAGGAGCUGAAACACUGAAUAACUCAUACCUUUCAUCACAGGAGAUCUUAAGAAAUAGUCUAGUACAGGUAAAAGUCGAAAAAGAAGCUUCCUGUGAUGAGAAUGAUAUUGAUACUACUGAGUAUGAUAUUGAACGGAACACUGUGAAAGAAAGUUCGAGCUCUAAUAUUAGGGCACCAUAUGAGCCAGUCCAUCUGGCUCCAAUAAGGGAAGAUUCAGUCUUACGGGAAUUGGAUCAUGAUGACAAAGCAAGCGAUGAUGAUAUGAUAACUCCAGAGAAUGAGAGGGUUCAGAUGGAAACAAACAUGGACAGCAGUUUGCUUCCUUAUGUGCCUAACAUACUCAGCCCUGCUGGGCAAAUCUUUAUGUGCCCUCUUUGCAACAAAGUUUUUCCCAGCCCACAUAUCCUGCAAAUUCAUUUAAGCACACACUUUCGCGAGCAGGAGGGUAUUCGCAGCAAGCCUGCCAAUGAUGUCCAUGUUCCCACCUGCUCAUUGUGUGGUAAGACCUUUUCUUGCAUGUACACUCUUAAACGACAUGAAAGGACUCAUUCUGGAGAAAAACCUUUUACUUGCACUCAGUGUGGAAAAAGCUUCCAGUACUCUCACAACCUGAGUCGGCAUGCUGUUGUUCAUACACGGGAGAAGCCACAUGCCUGUAAGUGGUGUGAAAGAAGGUUCACACAGUCUGGAGACCUUUAUAGGCACAUUAGAAAAUUUCAUUGUGAAUUAGUGAACUCUUUAUCUGUUAAAAGUGAAACACUGGGUUUACCUGCUGUUAGAGACUGGACCUUAGAAGACAGCUCUCAAGAACUGUGGAAAUAGUAUAUAUAUGCCCUGAUUUACAAUAUAAGUGUGUGGGCUAAAAGCAUUUAAGUUUCCCUGAGACGUUUCUUAUAUAUUUGAUAUAAUUUUGGCACUUUAGAGGAAAUUAUGACUAAGUUAAUGCAUUUUUAAAUUAAAAAAAAAAUACAAUUUGUAUUUUGCAUGUGGCAGAUGUUUUGAUUUUUACAUUUCCUAAAAUAUGCCUUAGAUUUUGGUUUUGCAUGUUACAUAGUUUCAUAAUUCUUUAAGGGAUAAUCCCUUUCUGCUUUGUGUUAGAAACUAAUAACUAAAGGAAACUAUAAUGCUUUUAGAUCUUUCUAUUUUAAUGUGGUAUAUUCUCCCCUUUAAAAAAAAAAAGUUAAAAGGAUUUGGUGGCAUUUGCAGAAUUUGGAUUCAUCUCCCCAUAGCAUCAGGCAUGUAUUGUGUUUAAUGGGAGUUUGUUUGGGGAUUUUAUAUGGUAAAAAAAAAUGUCCAGAGAAGUGUUGGGUUCAUUUCAAAUAGUUAACUUUAUAUUUCCUGUAAUAUAUUUACAUUAAUGGGAAGUUGGUAAACAACUUGUCAAGAUCAUGAUGCUCUUAAAAUCUUGAAAAGUAAUUAACGCUACAGAAAUGCAUGAAUUUUUAGUACAGUUUACUGCAUUGUAUAUCUACAGUAUGUUAGAUAAAACUAUUUAAAAAUACACUGCUAAAAUAACUGGUGUUAUGAAGAAAAACAAAUGCACUGUUUUAAUGUUUUUUGCAUUUUUUUGUUUGUUACUGUUUUUUUAAUAUUUCUCCAAAAUCUGAUUUUUUCACAGUAAUUAUGAAUUAAGCUGUUAUACAGGCUAAACUGCAGACUUCUGACAUAUGCAACAGUAAAUAUGUGUUUACCUGCAGGCUGAAAACUUGCAUGUCUGGUAUGUUUUUAUGGAAAGUUCAACCUUAGUGUGUUACAAAUAAGCAUUUUAACACUUGUUUAGGAAAAUGGUUAAGAUGUGAAAGAAUCAUUCAUAUCUUCUUCCCAUUAUUACUUUAUUUAUUUUUAUUUAAUUUUUUAAGUUAAGAAGGGACAUGGGAUAUUUAAAUAGAAAAAAAAAAAAAAAAGACCAAGAUGGCUUAUUGCUAUAAAAAAAUAUAUGGUGGGGAGAGUUACUUGCAGUGUGCAGUAUCAAAGCGGCAGUGACUAGUCACCUUGAGUUGUGUGUUGGCCAACACAUAGGGGAAAGCGUUUUGCACAGUGUUUGUUCUCCAGUGUUGCACUUACAGAUUGCCUGUGACAGGUACUCACAUAUUUUGAAAACUUUUUUUCCCCAUGUUUUUAGUAUAUAUAAUUUCAGACGCCUUAAGUACUGUAAACAUAGCUUAAUGUGUUGAACAUUAUAAGUGGGAGUAACCCACUUUGUCUGCUGGAGUUUGUUAUAUUUGGUUUGAAAAAUUAUAAAAUAUGAUAGAUAAAAACCAAACAAAAAACUGUGAAAAUGGAUUAUGGAGCAUUGUUUAGUUACUUGAAGCUUUUGUAACAAUCCUUUUUAUGUUGUAAAUUAUUUUAAAAAUAUAGGAAAGACAAUCAGUGACUGGAUGAACUAAGAUUCUUGUUAAACAUUAUUUUGAGUUUGCUUUAGUAUUGCGUUAUUUGUUUAAAAAAAAUUAGAUAUCUAGCUUUGACAAUCAUUGUAUGUUUUAUUUUCAAGAAAUGUGUGUGGGGGGGGGGGGUAAAUUAUAAUGCUGUUUAGUUUUGUACUAUUGGUGUGCGGUGAGUUUUUAAACUGUGUGCAAAUUGCAAUAAAUUAUAUGAACUUGAAAAUUAAAAGUGUUAUCUCACAAAAUGUGCUUAUGUCUGUAUUUCAGUAAAUCACUUUGAACUAU
Molecule: messenger RNA, 6007 nt
Organism: Xenopus tropicalis (tropical clawed frog)
Lineage: Eukaryota; Metazoa; Chordata; Amphibia; Anura; Pipidae
Gene: zbtb18
Product: zinc finger and BTB domain containing 18
Exons: 2
Coding region: 2595-4163 (522 amino acids)
Cellular component (GO): nucleus
Source: RefSeq, a predicted model, not a curated record